CCCUUCCCUCUCUUUCUUUCCCAAAACUAACAAACAGACUCAAGAAAGAGAGAGAGAAAGAGAAAAAUGUCUCCGGCGAAGAAGAAGAACCGAAGCUUUCCUCCGAUAAGUGAGUGUAAAAGCGGAGAGUACGAUUCGAUCGCUGCAGAUCUGGACGGGACUCUGCUCCUCUCGAGAAGCUCCUUCCCUUACUUCAUGCUCGUCGCCAUCGAAGCAGGUAGUCUCUUCCGUGGAUUGAUCCUCCUUCUAUCUCUCCCCAUCGUCAUCGUCGCUUACCUCUUCGUCUCCGAGGCUAUCGGGAUCCAAAUCCUCAUCUACAUCUCCUUCGCCGGCAUCAAGAUCCGCGACAUCGAACUCGUCUCUCGCGCGGUUCUUCCACGGUUUUACGCGGGGGAUGUGAGGAAGGACAGUUUCGAGGUGUUUGAUAAAUGCAAGAGGAGAGUGGUGGUCACUGCGAAUCCCAUAGUGAUGGUUGAGCCUUUCGUUAAGGAUUACUUGGGAGGAGACAAAGUUUUGGGAACAGAGAUCGAAGUGAACCCUAAAACGAUGAAAGCCACUGGGUUUGUGAAGAAGCCUGGUGUUCUUGUUGGAGACUUGAAGAGACUAGCCAUCUUGAAGGAGUUUGGCGAAGAAUCACCAGAUCUUGGCCUCGGUGACCGCACCUCCGAUCACGAUUUCAUGUCCAUCUGCAAGGAAGGUUACAUGGUGCACGAGACCAAAUCAGCAACAACAGUCCCCAUAGAGCGUCUCAAGAACCGCAUAAUCUUCCACGACGGCCGUCUAGUCCAACGUCCGACGCCUUUAAACGCCUUAGUCAUUUACCUUUGGCUUCCUUUCGGCUUCAUGCUCUCCAUCUUCCGUGUCUACUUCAACCUCCCUUUACCCGAACGCUUCGUUCGUUACACUUACGAGAUCCUCGGCAUUCACCUCACUAUCCGUGGCCACCGUCCCCCUCCUCCUUCCCCCGGCACACCUGGAAACCUCUACGUCCUUAACCAUCGUACUGCUCUUGACCCCAUUAUCAUCGCCAUUGCUCUCGGCCGUAAGAUCUCAUGCGUCACUUAUAGUGUCUCUCGCCUCUCCCGGAUGCUCUCACCCAUCCCUGCCGUCGCUCUGACCCGAGAUCGUGCCGCCGAUGCUGCCCGCAUGAGAAAACUUCUCGAGAAAGGUGAUUUGGUGAUCUGUCCUGAAGGUACGACUUGUAGAGAACCGUAUCUGCUUCGAUUCAGUGCUCUAUUUGCAGAGCUAAGCGACCGGAUCGUACCUGUGGCCAUGAACUGUAAGCAAGGGAUGUUCAAUGGAACAACAGUCAGAGGUGUAAAAUUCUGGGAUCCUUACUUCUUCUUCAUGAACCCUAGACCUAGCUAUGAGGCCACUUUCUUGGACCGUUUGCCUGAAGAAAUGACGGUAAACGGCGGCGGUAAAACGCCAAUAGAGGUGGCUAAUUACGUUCAGAAGGUGAUAGGUGGAGUAUUGGGGUUCGAGUGCACUGAACUUACAAGGAAGGAUAAGUAUCUUUUGCUUGGAGGCAACGACGGGAAGGUUGAGUCUAUCAAGAAGACGAAGGAAUGAUGUAAUCUAGCUAGUUUCGGCUUUCUACUAUUUUACAUGGGAAUGAAGUGAGGCCUCACUGGUUUUGGCGAUUACAUUUUAAUGAAUUGUUGGAGGAAAAACUUUAGUCGAACAUGCAUUGGAUAAUGAAUUUCAUUUAAAUUUCAUGUACAUGCAAUUUACUAUUUUCCCCUCAUCUUUUUAAAUGAUUAGUAGUAUACUCUAAAAUAUAUCCAGUUUCACAUAUGAAAGAAAACGAAGUCCAGUUAUGUUUGUGGCUCAGUCGUUUCCCAUUGUAGUUUGUUUACGAUCAAUUUUCUUUUUUAGAUGUUUUUUUACCAAUU
Molecule: messenger RNA, 1895 nt
Organism: Raphanus sativus (radish)
Lineage: Eukaryota; Viridiplantae; Streptophyta; Magnoliopsida; Brassicales; Brassicaceae
Product: glycerol-3-phosphate 2-O-acyltransferase 4
Exons: 4
Coding region: 67-1572 (501 amino acids)
Biological process (GO): cutin biosynthetic process
Cellular component (GO): membrane
Molecular function (GO): glycerol-3-phosphate 2-O-acyltransferase activity; phosphatase activity
Source: RefSeq, a predicted model, not a curated record